This is a messenger RNA of Leptosia nina, 1095 nucleotides long. The record is from the annotation of a GenBank genome assembly. NCBI's taxonomy places the organism in Eukaryota, Metazoa, Arthropoda, Insecta, Lepidoptera, Pieridae.
AUGUUCCGUCUCAUUCCCACUCGCGUGCUCUGCGCAGUCGAACGGUUCAAUGACUUUGUGCGACCAGUUUCUAUUUUCUCUCUGGUCCUGUCGUCAGGUCGACACGCAAGGAAGGGGGUCUUUGUUUGCGUUUCACGUUCGCGUCGCACGGUAUCAUCACUGACGGCUCCAUCACAGUCCCCGAGACGGAAUGCGCCUGCGAGUGCAGUGAGGUGCAGUGGUGUGUUCGAGCGAGCGUGGGUCGGCACGGCCACGGCGACCGAAGUACGUGGUGGCGGCGGCCGCUCGGCCAUGACCGGGGACAUGCCUUUAGGGAGCGCGCACGCGUUCGGGCGCGUGUUGAUCCGGGACGGGGCGCUGCCGCCGCUGGAGCCCGGUCCGCCCGCUCCACCCGCGGCCAACGCGCAGCCGCCCGACAAGCGACCGCCGGCCGCGGCCGCGAGCCCCGAGCAGGUCAUGAAGCUGUACAUGAACAAACUGACCCCCUACGAGCACAGAGAGAUUUUCGAUUACCCCCAAGUGUACUUUAUAGGCGCGAACGCGAAGAAACGGCCGGGUCUAGUCGGCUUCCCGAACAAUUGCCAGUACGAUAACGAGCAAGGCUCCUACAUUCACAUCCCGCACGACCACAUAGCGUAUCGCUACGAAGUUCUCAAAGUUAUAGGUAAGGGUAGCUUCGGGCAAGUCGUCAAGGCGUACGACCACAAGAAGCGGGAGAACGUCGCUCUGAAGAUGGUGAGGAACGAGAAACGGUUCCACAGGCAGGCUCAAGAGGAGAUCCGUAUAUUGGAGCACCUCCGCGAACAGGACAAAGAUAACACGAUGAACGUGAUACACAUGUUCGAUUCUUUCACGUUCAGGAAUCACACAUGCAUAACGUUCGAAUUGCUCUCCAUCAACUUGUACGAAUUGAUAAAGAAGAACAAGUACCAGGGCUUCUCUUUGCAGCUGGUUCGCAAGUUUUCUCACAGCCUCCUGCAAUGUUUACAUGCGCUGAACAAAAACCGAAUUAUCCACUGCGAUAUGAAGCCGGAGAAUGUGCUGCUGAAGCAACAGGGACGCUCCGGAAUUAAGGUUAGUUCCUUUCAAUUAUAA